This is a messenger RNA of Xiphias gladius (swordfish), 841 nucleotides long. RefSeq names its product ER membrane protein complex subunit 6 (gene emc6). Gene Ontology annotation, biological process: protein folding in endoplasmic reticulum; autophagosome assembly. The record is from RefSeq and is a predicted model, not a curated record. The transcript is spliced from 3 exons. Lineage: Eukaryota; Metazoa; Chordata; Actinopteri; Istiophoriformes; Xiphiidae. Gene Ontology annotation, cellular component: EMC complex; membrane; endoplasmic reticulum. Bases 311 to 643 code for a protein of 110 amino acids.
CCUCCUGUUUGAUGAUUCCCCAGUUCCCACAAUACACUGCGGAGAAGAAUGGCUGACUUUGGCCUAGGAGUGUCUUCCAAACGAGAAUGAAUGUGCUGUUCCUGCGCCAUAUCGGCUGACAUUCCUUAAAUACAUUGUUCUGUCCGAGUCUGUGAAGUAACUAUUACAGAUUAUGUUUCUGUAAUCGCGCUGUGAGGAGCCGACGAGUCCCCGCGUUUAUCUCUGUGAAUAUGUUGAAUGCACUACGUUAACUUUAGACCUGCAGCAAUCUGUGAGCAGCACCUUCCUGUGAUAACUUACCAGAGCCAACAUGGCAGGAGUUGCAGCCAAGCGUGAGGGACCACAUUUCAUCAGUGAAGUGGCUGUGAGGGGCAACGCCGCCGUGCUGGAUUACUGCCGCACCUCUGUAUCCGCUCUGUCUGGGGCUACAGCUGGCAUCCUCGGGCUAACCGGACUGUACGGUUUCAUUUUUUAUUUCCUCUCCUCGUUUCUCCUCUCUCUGCUGCUCAUUCUCAAGGCCGGACGGCGUUGGAACAAAUGCUUUAAAUCGCGGCGGCUGCUCUUCACCGGAGGCCUUGUUGGAGGUCUUUUUACUUAUGUCCUGUUCUGGACUUUCCUCUACGGAAUGGUGCAUGUGUACUAAAAUGAUCUACAGCAAAUAUCCCUGAAUUAUUUCUGUCUAAUCCUACGGAAACCAAUAAAAUUGUCUGCCAUGCUGUUUGUAGAUAAGCUAUUAUUGAAAGACUUUUGAUUUUUCCAUUAUGUACUGUUGAUAUAUUGGAGGAUGUAUCAAUACUAACCAUAUGCAGAAUAAAUGGCCCCCUUUUCGUCCUGCUCUGCA